Alternaria hordeiaustralica is the source of this 624-nucleotide messenger RNA. RefSeq lists its product as uncharacterized. The record is from RefSeq and is a predicted model, not a curated record. The transcript is spliced from 2 exons. Gene Ontology annotation, molecular function: oxidoreductase activity, acting on the CH-OH group of donors, NAD or NADP as acceptor. NCBI's taxonomy places the organism in Eukaryota, Fungi, Ascomycota, Dothideomycetes, Pleosporales, Pleosporaceae. Bases 1 to 624 code for a protein of 207 amino acids.
AUGCCGCCAGAAACCAUCAUAAUAACAGGCGCAUCCUCCGGUCUCGGUCUCGCAUUUGUUCAACACUAUGCCUCCCUACCAACACCACCAAACAUAAUAGCCAUAGACAACCAGCCAUUCCCUCCUCAGAUCGCCGAACAGUAUGGAACCACCAUCCACUUCCACCAACUCGACAUCACCUCAGCGCAAAAAGUCCAAGAUCUCGCCUCCACCCUGGAGUCUACCCCUGUAAUUCUCAUCCUCCACUGCGCCGGCAUCAGAGGACUCGUUCCGGGAAUCGUCGCCCAGCAGAAACAGGGCGACAAAGAUGUUGCAGCGACCGAGACGCUAGAGGCCAUGGAUCACGCAACUAUGAUGCGGACGUUUGAGAUCAACACUUGGGGCACUCUCAAUAUCAUAAGAGCGUUCUUACCACAGCUCCGACUUGGCGUCGCUGGAAUCUCAUCGAAACCCAAAGUCGUCAUCUUAUCCUCCCGGAUGGGAUCCAUUUCCGCCAACACUGCGGGCGGCGGGUACGCGUACCGAGCCAGUAAAGCGGCGCUAAAUGCGGUGGUGAAGAGUCUUACCAUCGAUGUACCCGAUAGUGGAAAGAGGAAGGGGCGAUUGGGGUGGAGGAGAGUGUGA